Messenger RNA from Drosophila nasuta, 2255 nucleotides. RefSeq names its product neither inactivation nor afterpotential B (gene ninaB). NCBI's taxonomy places the organism in Eukaryota, Metazoa, Arthropoda, Insecta, Diptera, Drosophilidae. Bases 432 to 2255 code for a protein of 607 amino acids. Gene Ontology annotation, molecular function: beta-carotene 15,15'-dioxygenase activity; carotenoid dioxygenase activity. The record is from RefSeq and is a predicted model, not a curated record. Gene Ontology annotation, biological process: carotene catabolic process; retinal metabolic process. The transcript is spliced from 4 exons.
GACGCAAAAAAAAAGUCAGUCAGUGUAAUGUAUUAAAUGACGUCGCAUCGUCUUAAGUCAGCUGCAAAAUGUUAGUUCACACACACGCUCGGUGGAGACGAAGCGGCAAAAAUGCUGUGCCACACAUUUUGUCUAGCUCUCGUUUCAAUUCGUUUCGUUUACGUUUGUUCUGUGCAUGCGGCUUACGACGACUGUCAAUCAAAAUUAUGAAUAACACACGGCGUUCGUCGUUUUGUUGGCGUUGGGUCAGCGCUCUGUUGUAUAUAGUUGGCCACCCUCACAAAACUAGAAUCAACGUGGCUGCAUUGAGCUUGGCUAGUUUUGUCAGUUGUCGUUUGUUGCUCUAGCAGUGCAAUUGACUCGCGAUAUCGUCUCUGACGCUCUGAGAAGGAUCUGCUCAAAAGGAUUAUUUACCUGCCAAGUAGCUCGAAAUGUCCGCUCGUGUCUUCAAAAGUUUUAUGCGCGACUUCUUUGCGGUCAAGUACGAUGAGCGUCGCGACAAUCCGGAAGCUACGCGCUUGGAUGGCAACGGUCGCUACUAUCCGAACUGUUCCUCGGAUGUCUGGCUGCGUUCCUGCGAGCGCGAGAUUGUCGAUCCCAUUGAGGGUCAUCACAGUGGCCACAUUCCCAGCUGGCUGAAUGGCAGCCUCUUGCGGAAUGGUCCCGGCAGCUGGAAGGUGGGCGACAUGACUUUCGGACACCUCUUUGACUGCUCGGCGCUGCUGCAUCGCUUUGCUAUUAAAGCGGGUCGCGUUACCUAUCAGAAUCGCUUUGUGGACACGCAAACACUGCAGAAGAAUCGAGCCGCGCAACGAAUCGUGAUUACAGAGUUUGGCACGGCGGCUGUUCCCGAUCCUUGUCACAGCAUCUUUGACAAGUUCAGCGCCAUGUUUCGAGCGGAUAGUGGAACGGAUAACUCGAUGAUAUCCAUUUAUCCCUUUGGCGAUCAGUAUUAUACUUUUACGGAGACACCCUUUAUGCAUCGCAUUAAUCCCUGCACCUUAGCCACUGAGGGACGUAUCUGCACCACGGACUAUGUGGGCGUCAUCAAUCACACAUCGCAUCCCCAUGUGCUGCCCAGCGGCACCGUCUACAAUUUGGGAACCAGCAUGACCAAAUCUGGUGCGGCUUACACAAUCAUUUGCUUUCCUCAUGGCCAGCAAAUGUUCGAGGAUGCGCACAUUGUGGCCACUCUGCCUUGUCGUUGGAAACUACAUCCUGGCUACAUGCACACUUUUGGCUUAACAGAGCACUACUUUGUGAUUGUGGAGCAGCCGCUUUCGGUUUCGCUGACAGAAUAUGUCAAAGCGCAGUUAUCAAAUCAGAAUCUCUCUGCCUGUCUUAAAUGGUACGAGGAUAAGCCAACGUUGUUCCAUUUGAUUGAACGCUCGACGGGAAAAUUGCUGCAGAGCUACGAAUCGGAGGCAUUUUUUUAUCUGCACAUCAUUAAUACCUAUGAACAGGAUGGUCAUGUGGUGGUCGAUAUCUGCAGCUACAAGAAUCCCGAGAUGAUUAAUUGUAUGUAUUUGGAUGCGAUUGCCAACAUGCAAACGAAUCCCGAUUAUGCAAAACUCUUUCGUGGUCGUCCGCUGCGCUUUGUGCUGCCUUUGGGAGCUGCGCCCAGCAAGCGGCGAUUGGUGAAGUCGAUGUCGUUGGUGGGCUUAGCUGGUGUUGCCACAAACUCGCCUGCCACACGCAUGCGACACUCUGCCUCGCAGUAUGCGGAUAUUAGCUACAUGGCCACUAACAGCAAGCAAGAGCAGCAGCACGAGGAACAGCAAACUGGCAUCAAUUUAGUCAGCUUAGCGGGCAGCCAAGCGGAAGCGUUUCAGACACCAACUGGUAUCUUUUUGCGUCCGGAGAUGCUUUGUGAUUGGGGCUGCGAGACGCCGCGCAUUUAUUACGAGCGUCACAUGGGCAAAAGCUAUCGCUACUUUUACGCCAUCAGCUCCGAUGUGGAUGCACACAAUCCAGGCACACUCAUCAAGGUGGAUGUUCAGGAGAAGACCUGCAAGACUUGGUGUGAACCCAAUGUCUAUCCCAGUGAGCCAAUUUUUGUGCCUUCCCCGGAGCCGCAGAGCGAGGACGAUGGCGUCAUCUUGGCCUCGAUGGUGGUGGGUGGACUCAACGAUCGCUAUGUGGGUCUGAUUGUGCUCUGUGCCAAGACCAUGACGGAGCUGGGACGCUGCGAUUUUCACACCAAUGGCCCGGUGCCGAAAUGUUUGCAUGGUUGGUUUGCAGCCAACACAGUUUAG